Messenger RNA from Chironomus riparius, 1605 nucleotides. NCBI's taxonomy places the organism in Eukaryota, Metazoa, Arthropoda, Insecta, Diptera, Chironomidae. The record is from the annotation of a GenBank genome assembly.
AUGGAGAACAGCACAUCAAAAGUAUCAGAAGUUGACUUUGGAUACAAUCAUGUGAAUGAUGGAACGCGUGUUGUAUAUCCAGGCGUUGAGGACUCAACAAGUACGAAGUAUACCAAUGGAGAUUUCAUAAAUCAUCGAUCGACAGUUACGCUCGUUGUCAAAGGAAGUGGAUCAAAUAAUAAUACUUUAUUUUUGUGCUGGAUACUCAUUCUUGUGCUUCUAUUCUCGAUUAUUGUUUCGAUCGUUAUUAUCCUUUGUGUAUGCGUUAAAGCUAAAAGCACUCGACGAAAACAAGAAAGUAGAAUUGCGACACAUAUCAACGGCUUUGCAUCGCCAGUUCAUUAUCCUAAUCAUUCACGUCAUUCAAUCGAAAUGUUACCAAAAUAUGUCCCAUCACCAGCUCAAAGCUAUUCGACACAAAAGCUUUAUCAGUGGUGUCAACAGCGUGAAUUACAACAACAAUAUAAAUCGUUAUGGACUGUCAAUCCACAAAAUGACACAGAGCAAAUACAUACAGUGGAACCAAGCGAGAAUCCAAAUGCCUAUAAAACAAGAUCUCUACCGUCAAAAAAUAAGCAACGUCCGGUGAGUUCGAUUGAAGACUUGGAUGAGCUUUACAGCAAAGUUAACUUUAGUAAAAAAUUAAGAAAUCGUAUGACCAACAAUGAGGCGAAAAUCAUAGCUUUUUGUCGAUCUCGUUCUCAAAAUUUAUCUCAAUAUUCAGGCAGUAAUGGUGGAGUCGCAAAGGAAGAAGCGUUUGUAGUUUAUGAUGAAAGAACUGCAUUGUAAAAGUAUUUGGAAUGAUUUUAUCUUUGAUCUUUUAAUAUUGUCUCAUGAAUAAUAACUUUUGAUUGAAAAACUGAAAUUUAAGUUUAAACGGUUUUUUAAAGAUUGAAAAUUUUGAUAAUUUCAAAAACCUUGCGACCGAUAUUUUUCAACAUACCGUUACAUUUUUGAAAAUAAUUGUGAGUUAAAAUCAGCUUCAUGAGACGAGAUUGAAAGAUCGACCAGAGCCUUAAUUUUAAUGGUUUUUGUAUCAGAUUCAGUUGAAUCUAAUCAUGAAGAAAAAUGUCCGUUAAAUGUAUUGUAAUUAAGAAUUAGGAAAUUAGAAUAAGAGUUAAAAUUUCUGUUCAGAGUUUAGUUCCUUUAAAACAUUUAAAUUAUGUUUUUCACUAUUUAAUAGUGUUUUCUAGUCACCAAAUAUUAAAAAUUUAUGUAUUUUUGUCGUUUAAUGUUCAAAGAAGUAGCAUAGAAGGUGUGAUGACAUGAUGAAUCAUUUUUUUAGGAUAACAAGUUUUUCACAAUUCGAGUGUUUUCUUCCAAAGACUGAGUUGGUGUAUUUCCAAAGAAUAGACGAAACUGCAAAGUAAUUAAUUCCCGAGUAUUCAUAUGAAUGGCAUUGCAUCAUAAUUUCAUUAAGGACACAUUCAUUAUUAGAAUCAAAUAUUCAUUAACAUAAAUCCUAUGAAAAUUUUACAUCCAUUGGAACUAGCUAUAAAGAUGAAUUAUUUUAAUGAAAUUAUGGCAAUGACUUCCAGACAAAUCACAGAAAUUGUUACAUAGAAUAAUUAAAUUACUUUUUUCUCAAAUAAAGUCAGUACCUAG